AGCUGAAAGCUGCUCCAACGCGACGCACCGAGCUGAAAGCUUUCAUUUCUUCUGAACGAGCAGAACUUCACACCGGAUCCGUUUGACUCCUGACAGAAUGAUGCUGCAACAUCCAGGUCCGUCUCUGGCCGACAUCAGCUGCUCGGCCCUGGUGCCCUGCCUGUCCCCGCCGGGCUCGCUCACCCUGGACGACUUCGCCAGCUUCACRCCCAUCGUGAAGGAGGAGCUGCGUCUGGCCAUCCAAACCAAGCGCCUGUCCAACGGGCUCAGCGCCGACGUCAGCUCCGACGGGGCCAGCUCCAGCUCGGACCGGGCCUACGAGAGACCCUUGAGCCGGGCCGGGCUCAAAAGAGAGUUGACACCAGAGGAGCACGAGAGGAAAAAGAGGAGAAGAGAGAGAAAUAAAAUCGCAGCUGCGAAGUGCCGCAACAAGAAGAAGGAGAAGACCGAGUCCCUGCAGAUGGAGUCGGAGAAGCUGGAGAGCGUGAACGCAGACCUGAAGGCUCAGAUCGAGGAGCUGAAGCAGCAGAAGCAGCAGCUGGUCUACAUGCUGAACCUGCACCGGCCCACCUGCAUCGUCCGAGCCCAGAACGGCCAGACCCCCGAGGACGAGCGGAAGCUCUUCAUCCAGCACAUCAAGGAGAGCUCCUUGCAGCUCCACUCCCUCACCUCCUCCUCCUCCUCCUCUUCAUCAUCAUCUACCUCCACAGUGGCCCCGCUGGGACUCCUCACCCUCGACGACAUCCACUGCUCGGCUCCCCUAUGACCCACCUCCUCAGACUUUGUCCUCCGGAGACGCCACGGUCCACAAAGCUGCUAAAAAACUUUGGUCCAGAGUGUYGUCCCGGAAGCUCCGAAAUCCCGAACCGCACCUGUUUUCUGUUUGCGUCAGAAACAUUACAAACAGUCCCGGGCCAAGAAAAGCUAAAGCACUGAAACCAAACAAAACCAGUUUGAUUUGAAUAUUUGUUGUUAUGCCACAAAGUGUGAUUUUUGUGUGUGUGAUCUGAACACCCGCUUCAGAUGUUAUCAUCCAUUAAAUGGACGUUAUUAACCGUUA
This is a messenger RNA of Austrofundulus limnaeus, 1060 nucleotides long. RefSeq names its product activating transcription factor 3 (gene atf3). Lineage: Eukaryota; Metazoa; Chordata; Actinopteri; Cyprinodontiformes; Rivulidae. The record is from RefSeq and is a predicted model, not a curated record. Gene Ontology annotation, cellular component: nucleus. The transcript has 4 exons. Bases 98 to 766 code for a protein of 222 amino acids. Gene Ontology annotation, molecular function: DNA-binding transcription factor activity, RNA polymerase II-specific; RNA polymerase II cis-regulatory region sequence-specific DNA binding. Gene Ontology annotation, biological process: regulation of transcription by RNA polymerase II.